UGGAUAUCAACGGGAGACGAAUCCAACCGGCAAAUCAAAAAACCAUCGUUCAAGAACCAAAUCGCUACUGAAACGGUAUCUAAGUGCAAGAACAUCCACCCAUUUCUCUUCGUAUGUAAUUAAGAGCGUUUACUUGACGGUUUUUAAUAAGAGGCGCGAGUGAAACUCAUUAAAAAUGGAUCAUUUGAAACAAUUCGAGCCCCCGAGAUUCGACAGCGAAUCCCCAGACGAUUUCGAACAUUUGGGGCACGACAGCAGCCCCCUGCAAGAAUUUAAACAGCAUACAGAAGACCUUUUGGGGUUAAAAUCGUCUGGCGAGGACACGCAUGAACGCCACGAAAAAAUCGAUAAGCAGGAAAAGAACGAGUUCAACACCGCAGCAGGAGACAGUUUAUUAGACCAACCCCUAAUACCACAAAAAAUGGAAAGUCUUGUUGAUCUUAAUCCAGCCCCUUUUUCCAACAGGAACGAAAACGAAGAGAAUAUAAACAGGUUUUUGAAAGAUAUGACUGAUCCUUUUGCCAGUGUUCAGCCACAGGAAGUGUCAUUUAACGCCAGCAAUAUAAAUUCGUUCUUGAAUAACGAAAGAGGCGGGUUAAAAGAGCCCCAUCACGAUGAAGUACUGGAAAAAUACUCGGACAGUGAGCCUGAAAGUGAUGAAUUUAGAUUCAACAAGCCUGAAGAAGUUAAAAAGUCUGUCACUGAUAACGUUGUUCCUGCACAAACCAAAACAGAAACUUUCAAGGAUAUUCCUGAGCUUCCACAUAAAGACUACGAAGAAAUAUUGAAAGAAGAACCAAAACAGAGCAAGGUGGAACCAGUCAAGGAACCAGAACCAGUGAAAAUUCAGCCAAAAAUUGUUCCAGAAAAGAAACCAGCUGAUCUUCCUGCACCUCAGAAAACUGAGGUGUGUGCCAAGAAACUUCCUGGACAGAAAUUCACAGACGCUGAAGCAUUAUUCUGUAAAAUGGGGUUGGAUACAUGGUUUAAUCCAGAACGGUUAAAUCCUAAAGUGGAGAGUUUGAUCUAUUGGAGAGAUCCGAAAAAGUCUGGCCCAGUCUUUGGAGGAGUGCUUCUGGUACUGCUAGCCCUUACCUAUUUCUCCUUCAUCAGCGUAAUAGCAUAUCUUUCCCUGUUCGCACUCACCGGUACCAUCGCCUUUAGGAUCUACAAAAAUAUCAUCCAGGCUGUACAGAAAACAGGGGACGGACAUCCAUUCAAGGAAUAUUUGGAGCUGGACGUCGCCCUCCCACAAGACAAAGUAAAGGAAAUAUCUGAAGUGGCAGUGGCCCAUUUGAAUGCCGGUGUUUCCGAGCUUCGCAGACUCUUUUUGGUAGAGGAUUUGGUCGAUUCGAUCAAGUUUGGAGUUUUUCUCUGGGUCCUGACAUAUUUGGGUUCCUGGUUCAAUGGAAUGACUUUGGUCAUUAUUGCCUGGGUGGCGUUAUUUACCUUGCCCAAGGUGUACGAAGCGAAUCAAGCCCAAAUCGAUGCCAAUCUUGACAUUGUCAGGAGCAAGUUGACCGAAAUUACCGCAAAGGUAAAAGCAGCGAUUCCCAUAGGAAAGAAGUCCGAAGAAAAGAAGGAAUAAACUAGAAGAUCCCUUCCCCAGUAAAGAAAAUUAAUUCUAGGUGGAAAUAUUUCCUAUCGCAAGACACAUUUUUCUUAUUUAUUUCUACAUCUUAUUUAAUAUCUCGUUUCUAAUAUUUUGUUGGCAAAUAUAAUUUUUAAAGACUUUAAUUCGUAGAUUUAAUCGUAAUUUUCUUUACUGUCCUUCAAAACGAAAUCAAAAUUGUGUCGGUAUUUAUUAAGUCUCCCCGAUAUGUAUUUCAAAUAAUAUUUUUAAGCCAUCCCUCGUAAUCUAAUUACCUGAUCUUAGAAGGUUUUUAAAUCGGUUAGACUUAAUGGAAAAUUAACAUUUUUUUUUCGAAAAUAAUCCAUCGUUUUGACUAUAUAAUUUUUUCUUAUUUUGUAAAUACUAGUUAGUAUAUAGUGUAAUAAUUGUAUUAAUCGUCCUUUAUCAAUGCAACUUUACUUCGUGCAAACUGAAGAGUUUUUUUAAAGAAGAUAUAAAUUUUAUGUAGUCGUUUUAUUAAUUUGAAUAUAUUUGAUUUUGUUUUU
Messenger RNA from Sitophilus oryzae (rice weevil), 2118 nucleotides. Its product is annotated as reticulon-1-like. The coding region runs from base 176 to 1588 and encodes 470 amino acids. Lineage: Eukaryota; Metazoa; Arthropoda; Insecta; Coleoptera; Curculionidae. The transcript is spliced from 6 exons. The record is from RefSeq and is a predicted model, not a curated record.